AUGGAAAAUCAUGAUGUUCAAUUCCAAGAAGAAACCCGAAACAAUCAGAAAAACACCACCGCAUUCAUAAAAAAUGUUGAAGUCCAGAUGGGUCAAAUAGCACAACAAUUAGCCUCAAGUUCACAAGCACAAGGUGCUUUACCUAGUACAACUGUGACAAAUCCUAGAGAGCAUAAUAAUGUGACCGUUGUGAUAACAAGAAGCGGUACAUCUCAUGAAGUGCUUGAGGAGAUGGCUGAAGAGGAAGAUCAAUUGAUCGAAGUGGAUCUUGAGAUCAAAGAAAAUGAAGUUGUGAGGGAAGAAAUGGUUGCACCGAAACCAGCGGUGAAAGAAAAAGUCACUGAACCUAAGUUGGUCAUUAAGCUUCCUUUUCUCACCAGAAACAAGAAAAAGGGGAAACAUGAGAAAAACUUUGAGAAGUUCCUAGAGUUGUUCAAGAAGCUAGAAAUUAACAUUCCGUUUUUGGAGGCACUUGAACAAAUGCCUACUUAUGCCAAGUUCAUGAAGGACAUCAUUUCUAAGAGGUGUACCAUCGACACCAACUCGAUUAUUCUAACCGAAACUUGUAGUGCUAAUUUGCGGGGUAUGAAGAUCCCAAUGAAGAAGAAAGAUCGAGGAGCGGUCACUAUUCCUUGUACCAUUGGAGAUAGGUCAUUUAAAAAGGAUCUUAUUGAUCUAGGAGCAAGUGUGAGUCUCAUGCCAUUAUCCAUUUACAAGAAUCUUGGUAUAUGGGUUGUGCAAGAUACCAUGAUGACACUCCAAUUCGCCGAUCAUUCGAAACCUUAUGGUAUUGUUAAAGAUGUUCUAGUGAAAUUGACAAGUUUGUAUUCCCGGUGGAUUUCGUGA
Molecule: messenger RNA, 846 nt
Organism: Lathyrus oleraceus (garden pea)
Lineage: Eukaryota; Viridiplantae; Streptophyta; Magnoliopsida; Fabales; Fabaceae
Exons: 1
Coding region: 1-846 (281 amino acids)
Source: RefSeq, a predicted model, not a curated record